GGUAACUUGGCCUUGGGGGGAUAUAUGGGCUGAAGGUAUUCGUUAGGGAUGCUGAGUUUUGAGCGGUAUUGCUCUGCCCUAGAUGUGGUGGCGUGGAUAGAUAUCCUGCGCCCGAGAAGAGAAACCUUUUGACCCCGUUUACUGCAACUGCUACCAUUCUGUGCAUAUAGACAAUAUCACCUUUAUUCCCACCCCAACCUCUCCACAUACAUGUUCUCUAUUCAAGAACACCAAAUUCCACACCCAUCGUUACUCGUGGCAAAUUCGUGCGAAGCCAAAUUAUCACCCAUCAUUGAUAACCUCUCGUCAACAUCCCAACCGCACACCUCCAUCACGCACCCCCUCACAACCAACACCAUGCCACCACCCCGCACAAUCACCGACUCAGAUGCAGACACCUCACCCAUCUCACCAUCCGCCUCCUCAGUCCGCCCCUCCCCGCCCCCGACAACCAUCGCGCUCGGGGCAUCCAGAAAGCGUUCCGCCUCCUCCGACCCCACCUCUGCGGACCAUCCAUCCACAACCCCAGAGCCGGAGGAGCAGCUGAGCGAAGAAGCCAAGGCGGAGGAGAAGAGGGCGAAGCAGAUUGUGAGUCCUUUGUACUGGAUUGGGUUGGGGGUUGGGAAGGUGCUAAUGAAGUAGGAGGCGAUUAAGGCACGAAAUAAGGAGUUGGCCGAUGAAGUGGAGGCUAUGGAAGCGAAGCUUGCGGAUGCGAGGGGGAAGUUAAAGUACGCCCCCCACCCACCUCCACCCCACAGAUUCCAGUGAUAUAUAGAGUUGGCAGUGCAGUAGCUAACGG
Messenger RNA from Pseudogymnoascus destructans, 799 nucleotides. RefSeq lists its product as uncharacterized. The record is from RefSeq and is a predicted model, not a curated record. Lineage: Eukaryota; Fungi; Ascomycota; Leotiomycetes; Thelebolales; Thelebolaceae. Bases 211 to 642 code for a protein of 143 amino acids. The transcript has a single exon.